Molecule: messenger RNA, 2636 nt
Organism: Labrus mixtus (cuckoo wrasse)
Lineage: Eukaryota; Metazoa; Chordata; Actinopteri; Labriformes; Labridae
Product: gastrula zinc finger protein XlCGF57.1-like
Exons: 2
Coding region: 27-1478 (483 amino acids)
Source: RefSeq, a predicted model, not a curated record
CAACAACAACAACAACAACAACAACAAUGUGUUCAGCUGAGAGUCUGAGAGAGUUUAUCAACCAGCGACUAACGGCUGCUGCGGAAGACAUUUUUGUAGUUUUUAAAAGAACUAUCGUCGAGUACGAGGAAGAGAUCGAUCGUCAGCGCAGACUGCUGGAUAUAGAUUUGAAACCUCACAUCACCUUAUACAGAACAGUUCUCCCACAGCAACAUGUGUGUAAGGAGGAGGAGGAGGAGGUUCUGGUCGACCAGCAGCUCUGUAAUCAGGAGAGGAACUCCAGUCCGGACCAAGAAGAGCCAGAGCCUCCACAGAUUAAAGAGGAGCAGCAGGAACACUGCAGCAGUCAGGAGGGAGAGCAGCUCGUACUGAAGCAGGAGACUGACACAUCCAUGUUGACUCUUACUCAUGAGGAGAGAAACCACAGUGAAGCACAACUACUAAAUGAACAUCAGCCCAUUUCUAACAACUCUCAUGAUGCUGAGGAUCAAGAUCCAGAAGGAAGCGAGCUCGGAGACUCAGAAUCAACUAGAAAAUCAGAACCAAAAAAAAAACUUCCCAAAAGAAGAAGUCAGAACACUGAAACAUCAGAGACUGACUGUAAUCUUCACCAGGGGGAAAAGUCUUUUAAAUAUGACACGUGCGGCAAAUCUUUUAAGCAAAAGUCAGGAUUACAAAACCAUCUUAGUGUCCACAGAGGUAGGAAGACCGAUACUUGCAAUACUUGUGGGAAAAUAUGCAGUUCAAAAUCAAUGCUGAUAAUUCAUAAAAGAACUCACACAGGUGAGAGGCCUUACUCCUGCAGCAUCUGCGAUAAAAGAUUCAUCUGCCAGAGGACAUUGAAUCGGCACAACAUAAUUCAUAAAGGUGAAAAGCUGUUUACCUGCACAACAUGCAGCAAAUCAUUCAGAAGAAAAUGUCAUUUAACAAGCCACAUGACAACACACACAGGUGAGAAGCCGUUUACCUGCACAACAUGUGGGAAAAAAUUCACUCAGAAACGGUCGUUAAGUUCACACAUUCACAUUCACACAGGUGAGGGGCUAUUGUUUACCUGCACAACAUGCAGCAAAACUUUCAGAAAAAAAAGUCAUUUAACAGACCACAUUAGAAUACACACAGGUGAGAAGCCGUUUACCUGUACAACAUGCAGCAAAUCAUUCAGAUUAAAACGUAAUUUAACAAUCCACAUUAGAACACACACAGGUGAGAAGCCGUUUACCUGCACAACAUGCAGCAAAUCAUUCAGGUUAAAACGUAAUUUAACAAUCCACAUUAGAACACACACAGGUGAGAAGCCCUAUUCAUGCAAAACAUGUGGGAAAAAAUUCACUCAGAAAUCUUCCUUAAGUUCACACAUUGACAUUCACACAGGUGAGAGGAUGUUUACCUGCACAACAUGCAACAAAACUUUCAGUAACAAAACAUCAUUUAACAGCCCACAUGUCGGAAAAGAUUUACGAUGCCGGCAACUUUGAAUCGUCACAUUCGCUCUCAUACAGGUGAAAAGGCGUACAUCUGUGGUACCUGUGGGUCAUCAUUCAGCAGGAGAGGUUAUUUGAAUAAUCACAUUGAACAAAUUCAUACAAGAAGCCGUUUACCUGUAGCAAAUCUUUUAGAUUUAAAAAAAAGUUUGAUAGUCCACAUGCAUGGACACAGGUGGGAGGCCGUUUACCUGCACAACAUUCAGCAAACCUUUCACAUUAAACAGUACUUUGACAACCCACAUGAAAAUACAGACAGGUGAGAGGCCUUUCUCCUGUAGCGUCUGCAAUAAAAGUUUCAUUCGCAAAUCAGUAUUGACAGCUGUUUACCUGCACAACAUGCAACGAGUCUUUCAGAUUUAAAAGUAAUUUGACAGGACACAUGAGAACACACACAGGUGAGAAGCCUUACUCCUGAAGCACCUGUGGGAAAGGAUUUGCGCUGCAGUCAACUUUGACUCGUCACAUUCGCUCUCAUACAGGUGAAAAGCCAUCCACUUGUGGUACAUGUGGAAAGUCAUUUAGAUAAGCACAUAGAAAUUCAUGAAGGUUAAAAUGGUUUACCUGCAAAACGUGCAGCGGGUCAAAGUUUGUGGUGACCUGACGGUUCACAUGAGAAGAUCUCACACAGGUGAGAUGCCGUACCUUUGUAAGUUCUGGAAAGAUUCUUUGAUUCUAUUUUUUGAUCAGAUGAAACCACAUGCAGAUAAGAAGUUAUGAGUAUGCAGAUGUGAUUUGGUUCAAGUGAUGGCUCUGAAUCAACACUGAGGAUUUCUGUUCAUCAGACCUGCAGAUGCCCGUGACUAACAAUCAAUAAAUUGCAUAUUGUAACUUUUGAUGUAAGUUGCCUAAUCACAGUUUAGCUUAUUUUAAGAAAAGUUACAGAGUUAACCCUUGUUUUUAAAGUACCAUUUCUUUUGAUUUAUAAGAUUUAUUUUUGGGGCGUUUAGCUUUUAUUUGAAAGGACAGUGUAUUGAGUAGGAAACCCGGGCAUCACAGAGUGGUGAUUGACAUUCGUGAAAGGAGUCACAGGUCUGACCCUAACCCAGGACACCCACUUGGAGUAUUAUAUGACCCGUACAUUUGGCACCCUGCAUUGUAUUGUUUUUAAUUGUAAAGACAUAUAAAUCAAUAAAAUCAUUACGCAAUCAA